GGGCUGGGCGCGCUGCCCGCCUCGGCCGGGGUGGACAGGUGCCCCUGCCGCGGCUCCUGCCCCCGGCGCGGUGCCCCCGGAGCGGAGCGGAGCACAGACAGGGCUGAGGCGACGGGCGGCUCGGCAGGGGCGGCUCGGGCCGGCGGGCAGCUCUCUGCCGGGCGCCCGUGGAGCGAUGUGUGCUCCGUGUGUCGGUGAAGUCCCAGGAGCUACGUAUUUAGUUUGAGGUUUGCCUGGGUGUUUCGCGGGUGUCUUUGAUCUCCGCGUCUGCAGCUGAAUAGUCACUUCGGGAUGGGUUGUUUGUAUCGCCCUGCCGCCCUCAGCAGGUGCAGGAUUCUGCUCCGGCCGAUCUCCGGCAUCGGUCCUUGCCAGCUUCUCUCUGCUCUAUACCUCGUUGCAGCUACGGUUUAGGCUAAACCUGUGAUUUUCGGUAGCGGUGACGUUGUCCUUUCGGCAACGUCCCCAGUGCCUGAACGAGAAAUAACUUUAAGACCACCUUCAAAACGUUUUCAAGUUCUGCCGAACUGGAGUUCAUUUUUCAGGGACGCUGUGCGAAAACCUUUCGGUGGCGGAACUGCCAGAUAUAUGCUGAAUCUUUCAUGCAUAAAGGACUACCUCUUUAUGACCUGGUCAUUAUCUUUGACAAACUGUUGAAACCAUAGGAAAAUGGAUUUAGAUUGAUACCUGCCUAGUGCCUUGGUGAACUCAAAAGGAAUUGCAAAUAGCAACAUUGAAAAGGAAGAAGGUUUAAAAAUAUCUGGAGGGAGAUUAAGUGGCUCAACAACUAACGUUCUAAUGGAUGACAGAAACUUUCCACCAAAUGAUCUGCAAAUAGACUCAAAGGACAGUCUUCCUGCUAACUAUAGGGUAGGGGUUUUGGCAUCUCAUUUGAUUCCUUCAGCUGAUGAAAAUGAAAAUCAACUUGACAGUGAUGGAAAUGAAGUUCUGACCAGUAGUAACAUUGCUAUGGGGCAGGAUAAAGGUGAACAGGAUAACAUCAAUAAUAAUGAGAACACGGACAGUGGAGACUGGAUCUCAAGCUCGAAGGAAAGUGAGACUGAGAGGAGAUCUGUAAAUGUCCAUAUGGAUCCUCAGCUGGAGGAAAAGCCUAUUACUGAAAAACAGCCUGGUGGAAAAAGAAGUCCAAGAAGCAAAAGAAGCUCCAGUAAAAAAUCUAAAGGUGUUUCUACAAUGGGAACCACACCCAUCCUGGAGGAAAAUACUCUUGUUACAGAUACAGAUUUUGUGGAGGCUGAAGGUGCUGUUGAAACAAAGGAAAACUUUCAGCCAAAAGACCAAAAGCAAACGUUGCAGUCUCUUUUCUCUUUGCUCCGCGAAGAGGUUGAGCAGAUGGAUUCAAAGAUAUUGCCACUGUGUCUCCAUCAGAUAGCUGAGACCUAUUUUCAAGAGGAGGAAUAUGAGAAGGCCAUGAAGUUCAUUCAGCUUGAACGACUUUAUCAUGAGCAGCUGCUUGCAAAUCUUUCUUCCAUACAGGAGCAGUGGGAAAGAAAAUGGAAAACAGCAGUUGCAAGUCCAGUUACAACACUGAGGAAUUCAGAUAAAGAACUGAGCUGCCAGGAACUGGAAAAGCUUACUAGAGUUUGCUCUUCCCAUCAACAGCCACAGACAUCCAAAAAUAAGCUAGUAGCUGCAGAAAAUACAUGGGAAAGCAGUUGUUUGCCUCAGUUAAUGGAAUCCAGAACAUUAAAGGAAAGAGAAGCUACUGCCUUUCAAUCAGGUACUGAAACUUGUCCUGGCACUGGACCAAAGAAAGAAGAUAAACAGCUGAGCACUGUUCACCCAGGUGAAAACAAAACUGAGAGACAGACCGAGGCAGCAAGUCUUUGGGUAGCUGCAGGAAAGGACCACAUGGAGGAGCAGCACUGCAGUGCUGAAUCAACGUUGGAGCCACACACCCAGUCCACAGGGACAGUGGGCAGGCCUUCCUCGGGCUUUUUAUCAUCUGGGGAUGCCGGUAAAGAUAACAGUCUGCAGCUGAGGGAAAGACAGCUCUCCAAGGAUGCAGUAAAAAUAGAAGGGGCUGGGGAGUCUGGAGUGAAACUCCCUCUUGAGCCAAUGGUAGAUGCUUUGGCUUUAACAGAUGCUGAUUAUAUGCCUACUGAUUUGGUUCCUCCUGAUAAAGAUGUGGCAGCUGAUAGAAAUGUGCUCAGAUCAAAACAUGCUGCUGGGUCUUCGGAAACUGCUGGUGGCCAGCUUGGAAAUAGUGAUUUAAAUCAGCAACAGAUACAGCCUGAUGAUGAUGAUGAACCUUCAUGGGACAGAACAGCAUCAGAUGAAUGUUCUGGGUGUAAUAAAGUGUCUGAGCACGACACUACUGCCCAUUCACGGGUGUGCAAGAAAAUACAGAGAGCAGCAGGAUGGGAGGAGAAGGUCAAUAAUGAACAAGAAGAUUCAUUUCUGAGAUUUUUGAAUGGUAACAUAAUAGACACUGAAGAAUCUGCAAACUUUGCAAACCAAGAGGACUUUGACACUGUUCCAGAUAUUUCACCCGAACGAGCAUCUUAUAACUCCCUGGAAGCUUUAUCACUAGAUGACAGCUUUUCUUCUCUUGACGAACUUACAAGAAGGAUAGAGAUUACUGAGAUUACCCCAGUGGAAGGAUUGGUGUCUAUAUUAAAGAAGAGAGAUGACAGGGAUGGAAAAACAAUUGCUCAAGUCCAGCAAAGGCAAACAAAAAGAAGAGUGAGAUUCCAAGAAAUGGAAGACACAUUGGAUCAAGAUGAAGUGUCUGGUGGCUCCUGUGUUUUGCUGAUCCUGCUGUGCAUAGCAACUGUUUUCCUUAGCAUUGGAGGAACUGCACUGUACUGCACCUUUGGUGACAUGGAAUCCCCUGUGUGUACUGAAUUUGCAGACAACAUGGAUUUCUAUUAUACACAGAUACUGCAGCGUGUGGAAGAACUGAAACACUGGAUAGCCCUCUCAUAGCUGAAAGGAGUGGACACAGCACUCUGAGAGCUCACCAGUGGCUACUGGAGAGAGUAGAACAAAACUGUGAUUUCAAGUUCUCUAACACUUGCCACCUGCAAGUGAUGUGUAUUUGAUGAUACACUUUCACAUUUACUUAGAAAUCAAGAAAAUUUUAGUUUAGCAAUCAGGUGGCAAAAUAUUCACAUCUGUUCACAACUGUAGCAGUGUGGCAUGGGAGCAUAAAAAGUUAUUAUCUUCAUCCUUUUGAGAGUAGGCAAGUAGGUUUUCAUCCACUUGAGCAAGUGAAGAAGAAGGAAGAAAAUUAACUGUCUUCUGUAUUCUCUCCCAUUGCCACACAUUGUGUAAGCAAUCUCUGGAAGCUUAGUAAAAGGACAGCUUUAAUUUACAGCUGUUUGUGCAAAGGUGUUGCCGCCAGCUAUCAUGCAAUAAGUCUCUGUUUUAUGGAAACAUUAUUUUUUUUUCUAAGUCUUAAUGUUUUUAUCCAUUUUAUUUCUCCUGGUGAGCCAUGUAAUUAUUUGGGUGGAGUGAGAAGAGUGCGGUGGCAUUCACGGAGCCCUCAUUCGGUGAUUACCAGGCUGACCCUGUAUCUUAUAGCUUGCAGUGAAUAUCAUGAAUGGGAUAAAUCUGCUGGCAGAUUUCACUAAAUUUCUUGGACCUUUGCUCUCAGUAUCAUGUAGGUUGUUUUAGAAAUGGAAGGUUAAAAAAGAAGUCACUGGUCUCACUAAACACAGAAACAAAAGAUGUUUAGUAAAUUAUUCAUAUUAAAUAA
Poecile atricapillus (Black-capped chickadee) is the source of this 3718-nucleotide messenger RNA. RefSeq names its product consortin, connexin sorting protein (gene CNST). Gene Ontology annotation, molecular function: connexin binding. Bases 796 to 2946 code for a protein of 716 amino acids. NCBI's taxonomy places the organism in Eukaryota, Metazoa, Chordata, Aves, Passeriformes, Paridae. Gene Ontology annotation, biological process: positive regulation of Golgi to plasma membrane protein transport. The transcript is spliced from 13 exons. The record is from RefSeq and is a predicted model, not a curated record. Gene Ontology annotation, cellular component: trans-Golgi network; transport vesicle; plasma membrane.